AUGGGCGACAGUACGACAUCGCCUUCUUCAUCGUCGACGGCGGAUUCGUAUCUGGGGAGCUUCAUAAGCGUGACAUCGAAGUACGAGAUUCGCUAUGAGGGUUUUCUUUACCACCUCAAUCCCCAAGACUCCACUCUCGGCCUCAGAGACGUGAAGUCAUAUGGAACAGAGGGGAGAAACAAAAAUGGGCAACAAGUUGCCCCAAGCGACAAAGUUUACGAAUAUAUUCUGUUUCGUGGCAGUGACAUCAAAGACUUACGCGUUAUAACCGCUGCACCAGUUCAAACUGAGGAGCCAAUAUACAAUGAUCCUGCAAUUAUUCAGUCAAACUCUAACAUGAGACCUCUGAGUUCAUCAAAAACCGUGUCGGCUACCGUUGGAUCUUUGCCAGAGUAUAACAUGUAUGCUGAACCCCCUGCACCGAAUGCAAAAGGCUACCAGAACAUAUUACCUUCAUAUCCUUCUGAAACUCUGUCCGGGUUAUGGGGAACUUCUCACACGACCCACAAUACUGCAUCAACUUAUGGAAUGCAAACACAAUGGCAGGGAUAUGGUGCAUCGAAUAUUCCCUACGAUAAAUCUCCUGUCCGUUCAAGUGCGACUUCAAGUUCUAUAUAUUUGACUACUACACCAACCCUUUCUUCUGAACAACUAUCCACACCCUAUGCUGAUCCAGUUCCUUCAAAGCCAUCUUUACCAGUUCAUCAGUCUACAUUGAUAAGCUCCAAUGGACUCACCAUGCCUUCCUUGUUAACCUACCAGAACACUACUAGCAUUGAGCCUCGAGUUGUUAAUAAAGUAGCUCUUCACCCUGCAUCUUUGCUUCCUAUUCAGUCCUUUCCAAAUUCUGUGACAUCUUCCUCUGUCCCAAUAGUGGACCCCCAACAAGUUUUUCUGACUCCAAAUCUAUCACAACCGAAAUUGACAGAGCAUUCACUGGCAAAAACACUGCAUCCUGAUCAGAAGGAUAUCGGCAUUAUGAGUUCAGCUAAUCUGAGUUACUCAUCCCCGGCCGCUACUGCUGUUCAACCGCCUCUUUUGCCACUGCCCCCGCCUUGGCAGAAGUUGCAUUCACCGCAGUUCACUGAGGAAUUUGAUUUUCAAGCCAUGAACGAGAAAUUUAACAAAGAUGAGGUUUGGGGGUACCUCGGAAAAGCCAACCAGAGAGAAAAAGUAGAGGGAAUGCAGGAAAAAGGAAUGAGCACUCUGGAGCCUGGUGAUGACAGCCCUAAACUGAUGUCCAAGAUUGAUGCCAAGCCUGCAUACAACAAAGACGACUUCUUUGAUUCCAUUUCGUGCAAUUCUGUCGGUCGUGGAACAAGGAAUGGGCAUAAUUGGUUUCCGGAGAGGAUGAAAUUAGACUCUCAGACGUUGGGCAGUUUUCAACAGAGGACGCAGUUCGGGUAUGGUGGGCAUAGAGAAAGUGGAGUUGGUGAGCACCACGGCUCGUACAACAAUCGGCAGAGGGGUCACAAUUAUGGUCAUAGAGGCCAUGAGGGUGGUAGGGGUCAUAUGGAGAGAUGA
This is a messenger RNA of Striga hermonthica, 1524 nucleotides long. The record is from the annotation of a GenBank genome assembly. Lineage: Eukaryota; Viridiplantae; Streptophyta; Magnoliopsida; Lamiales; Orobanchaceae.